Molecule: messenger RNA, 2826 nt
Organism: Pangasianodon hypophthalmus (striped catfish)
Lineage: Eukaryota; Metazoa; Chordata; Actinopteri; Siluriformes; Pangasiidae
Exons: 9
Coding region: 690-1469 (259 amino acids)
Cellular component (GO): membrane
Source: RefSeq, a predicted model, not a curated record
AUGCCUCCCCCUUUUUUCUGGGACUGACACACACACAGGCCAUGCCUCCUUUUCAGGGACUGCCCCACACACACAGGACACACCCACUUUUCUGGGACAGACAGACAGACAGACACAAAGACCACACCUCCUUUUUUUUCCUGGGACUGCCACACACACAGGCCACACCCACUUUUCUGAGACAGACAGACAGACACAAAGACCACACCUCCUCCUUUCCAGGGCCUGAUGGACACCAAGACCUUGUUUUUCCUGGAACUGUCACACAAAGGCCACACCUCCUUCACUGAGUCUGAAGCAUAAAGAGGAUGCAGAGAGGAAGAACCCAAUGUGAACACAUCCACAAAGCUGGGCUUUUUAUAGCCACUAGGUGGCACUAAGAUGCGCUUUAUCCAGCUGAAUAACCGGAGCUCUGAUUGACGCACACUGUUCUUCACUCUCCUAUACACCAUACAGUAGUGUUAUUAAGGUCUUUAUGAAGUUUUGCAUGCCUGUGUGGCUGUACAUGUGACUGCUGGAUACCAGAGCUGCUGUUGUGCAGGGGACAGGAUCCUGAGUGCGGGUUGUCCUCUCUCUCUCUCUCUCCCUCUCUCUCUCUCUCCCUCUCUCUCCUGCAUCAUCCUGCACCAGCUUUCUGCAGGCCCUGAAAGUGCCGCUCUGAGAUUUUUUGCAUAAUAACCAGUAACAGCAUGGGGAUUGAGAGUCAAGCCCCGGCCCAGCCUGCAGUCAACCUGACCCCCAGACAGGUGAAGACUUUCCAGAAGGUGGAACCAAAAGCUUUAGGGUCGAUCCAGAUCGUCAUCGCUGUUUUGUGUCUGUGCCUGAGUGUCUCCGUGCUUCAGAUCUACUACGAAGUUCACUUCACCCCCGACCUCAUCGUAGUGGUCGUGAUCGUCGUGCAGAUUCUUGCCUCCGGUUCAAUCCUGAUCCAUGCUGGGAGGUUCCCUUCUCUUUUCUGGGUAAAGGCAACUCUGGCCAUUCAUCUUGUGAGUGCUGCAUUCACCACAGCCGCUCUGGGCCUCCUGUCUCGCCACCUUCCCUACAGACAGGACUCGUAUCACUGCGAGCACUGCAGGAGACUGGAGAUCUAUGCUGUGCAACAACAUUGUUUCAAGAAAUGCACUUAUACGAUCGAAAGAACCUGUAAACUCUUGAUUGACGGCUUGUUGGCUACGUUGGUGCUGUUCCUGGUGGUGGAACUGAUCGUCUGCAUCGUCACCAUUUUGUUUGGACUCAGCGUUCUGGCUAAAGGAGGCCUGCAUCUGCCCGGUGUGGUUCAGCGUAUUGAACGUCCUCCAGCACGUCCAGCUCCACCUCAGCCAGAGAUCGCACCUCCUCAGGUGGAGGUGGUGGAGGAGGUGAUGGUGCCCGAGGCUGCACGUGAACCUUUUCCUCAGCCGGUAGAGGAAGCUUCUACUCCUCCCACUGAACCUCAGGUCGAGCCCAUUGACUCUAUAGCGGAGGUCUGAGCCAGGGUCAUGUGACCACUUUCCCACCGCAAAUAGGAGCUUUAUUCAUUCAGAUGGUUUCUCCGAGCAGAAAGUAUCGUGAUUGGUUUAGUUCGGCGGCUAGUCAGUUUCUGCUCUCAGAACAUAUUUCAAUAACUAAAACUCCUAUAUGCUUUUCCACCAAUCAGAGACGAGAGCAAAUAUCCGAGGCCAAAAAUGAAAUGUAUACAAUUUACAUUAGCCUCAUAGCUCUGUUUUUAGCCAAACUGAUCAUUAUGAAAGUCAUGUUAAGUGAAUAAUGAUAUUAGAGCCAGUUUUCCCCAAAGCAUCUAGACUUUUAGAAGACAUUAAAUAGAGUUUAUACCACAGUGCCGUUUAAUUCUCGAAACUGAUUGGUCAGAAGGUGCUGAUUAAUUUUCUGUGACAGCAGUUCAGACAGUAGUUCCCACUGCAAGGUAAAUCGCAAGUUUAUAUCAAUUCACUUCUUCCAAAAUGUUAUUGUUUCUAUAGUAACAACUAUUUAUGGAAGGAGUCUCCAGUGUUAGCCCUUUGUAAAGCAGCAACAUUAUGUUUUACCAAUUUCUCGGUAAUGUGACAAGCUGCAUUUCCUGUCUUAUUAACUUCAGGAGAGUGAAAAAAGCUGGUGAGGGAACUGUUUAUAGCUGCUUAAGUGGUAACAGGAACUAACUCGUUUCUUGUUUCAUGGACAUUCCACAUAACAAAAAAUGGAUAAAAAGUACUUUGUGUCAUUUUUAAGUAAUAAUGCUGUGGUAUAAGAGGAAUAAAACAUUUCAGGCAUGCUGUUACAGGAAAAUAAUCAAAUUCAGGGUAGCAACAGUGACUCCUCUUCAUCACAUUACCCCGUCGUUGAUUAUUUUCCUAUAACAGUACACCCCCGAGUGUUUUAUUCCUUACUUACAUGACAUUUCAUAAUGUGUUUCAGUACUUUUUGGAGGCUGUAUCCUGAACUACAAACAGAAAUCUGUACACUAAUGUCAGUAUAUACCAGUACAUAUUGUAAGAUAUACAAAGUUUGUUUGUUUUUUUAUUUUGCCUAAAAUGUCAUUUUGUUAUAAUACAUGUAGGUUUUUGACUUUGUUCCACGUUAACACUUGCACUAUAGAGCGGAUGAAUGUGAUUAGCUGUGAUUAGCUGUUAACCGAUAUAACCGUGUCACACUAACACUUUGGACCUUGUGUUCUCUGCCUGGAGAAGAUUCCUCUAUACACCUUUAGUACACUACAUGGACAGCACUUUCUAGUGCACUUCUUUUAAACAGGGAUCUCCAUGAACAAAGACUUGAAAAUCUGGGAAAGACCUGAUUUUGGUCAUGAUGUAACUGAAGCAUCUCCUUCACUAAACAUGAGCUUGAUGAACA